ACGAGUGGCGGCAGAGCACAACGUCUUCUGACGGAUUGGCAGGAUAGAACUACCGAUCCAAGCCUGCACAAGACUACCAUGUGUCAACAAGUAGAGGCAAGCGCAGAUUGCACUUCACCACGUCUGCCUGGGAGUGUGCGAGUUGUGGCAGACCGCCCGGUGACAAGGUAUGGCUGAGAUUGCAUUGUUAUUGAUAUUCACGUGCGCCUUGAUGGCCUAUCCAACCAGUGCCUGUGUACGAGUUGUGGUGGACAUAACGAAGAGACAGCAGUUCAUCAUCUGUCUCAUUCGUCAGUCCAAACUUCUUUCACCCUCGUGUUGUAGGAAGUGUGAGUUGGAAAAGCAUGAAUGUCAUGAUAGCGAACUGCGCUCAAGGCUUUCCAAAGGUGCAUUUGAACUUACGACCGUCUGUCCUUCACUACCUUUAUAUACUCACCCAACGGCCACUUCUUCAUCACCAUCGCUUUAUCGCCAGGCGGUGGUGGCCCAGUGGAAUGGCGCCAACUCGUGUUUGGCACCCCCUGGCAGCAACCAAAGGUCCUUGGUUCGAUUCACAGCUUCGACGGCCUACGAGUCUUGACACUCCACCAAUUCAAAGAAAUGAAACCAUUAAGUUGGUUGCUUUCUCCCCUCUGAACGGGCCUUUCACAACUAGGCCUUAGUAGGAGGGGAUUUGUUUUGCUGGAUGUU
Messenger RNA from Aureobasidium pullulans EXF-150, 690 nucleotides. RefSeq lists its product as uncharacterized. The transcript has a single exon. The record is from RefSeq and is a predicted model, not a curated record. Bases 170 to 580 code for a protein of 136 amino acids. NCBI's taxonomy places the organism in Eukaryota, Fungi, Ascomycota, Dothideomycetes, Dothideales, Saccotheciaceae.